This is a messenger RNA of Apis laboriosa (Himalayan honeybee), 4287 nucleotides long. RefSeq lists its product as uncharacterized. The coding region runs from base 395 to 2992 and encodes 865 amino acids. NCBI's taxonomy places the organism in Eukaryota, Metazoa, Arthropoda, Insecta, Hymenoptera, Apidae. The transcript has 10 exons. Gene Ontology annotation, molecular function: chloride channel activity. The record is from RefSeq and is a predicted model, not a curated record.
GUAGACGGCACUGAGGCCCAGGUGGAGGUGGUAGCCGGGCCCCAUUCUCUGUUGGUCCUGUCGUCUGUCAGUGGAGCUCAGUCAGCAGACAGUCGGUCCGUCCGGUCAGCUGGUCCCGUCCAAUCGUGUUAAAAGCUACCCGAUGGUAAGCCGAAGGCGAAACACCCGAUAGAACCCGGGUCAAUCGAGCCUCGAUCGUCAAGGAUCGUUGAAAGAAAACGGCGGCCCGCGCGCCGCAUGUGCGCGAGUGUAAAAACUUCUCCACCGGAAACACCAACGACACGGUGCGAGGUGCCAACUAAAUCGAACGGCAGAGGAACACGGAGUGGCGGAGGGAAACGAAGGAAGAGGAUAGAAACGCGACGGGGACGGUGUACACCUGGUCAGGCAGGAAAUGACUAUAUCGUACGCGAGCGAAGUGCCAAAUGGCUCCAGCUUCGGCUGCUUCUGGAGGAUCUUGGUCAAAUGGAGGGGAUCCGUUUACAAGCUAAUCUGGCGAGAAUUGUUGGCCUACCUGUUCGUCUACUACGUCAUCAAUUUCACGUAUCGAUAUGCGUUGAACGAGCAGCAGCGGGUAAUCUUCGAAAAGAUCCGAUACUACUUCGGCAAUUCUAGCGAAUCGAUACCGAUGUCGUUCGUCUUGGGAUUUUACGUGAGCCUGGUGGUGAAGCGGUGGUGGGAACAGUACAAGCUACUACCCUGGCCCGACAACUUGGCCCUUUUCAUCAGCGCGGCUAUUCCUGGUAACGACGAAAGAGGCAGACUGAUGAGGAGAAACAUCGUGAGGUACGCGGUACUCGCGUACGUCAUUACGCUGCAAAGGAUUUCGUUGCGCGUUAAGAGACGAUUCCCCACGCUUCAGCACAUCGUAGAUGUUGGUCUGAUGAUGGAAUCCGAGAAGAAGAUCUUCGAAAUGAUGAACAAGAAGGCCGCGAUGUCCAAGUAUUGGAUGCCGCUCGUCUGGGCGACCAAUAUCAUAAACAGGGCGAGGAGGGAAGCCUUGAUAACCAGCGACCAAGUAGUGCAAACCCUUCUAGUCGAGUUGAGCGACAUCCGGAAGAGGCUUGGCGCGCUCAUCGGUUACGACACCGUUUGCGUCCCUCUCGUCUACACGCAGGUGGUCACGCUAUCGUUGUACGCGUAUUUCUUCUCCGCCUUGCUCGGCAGACAAUUUAUCGAGCGAACUGACGUCGGAGGCGGCAAAUACGAGGAACCUGACAUGUAUUUCCCAUUUUUCACGGCUUUGCAGUUCUGCUUUUACGUGGGAUGGUUGAAAGUCGCCGAGGUAUUGAUCAAUCCUUUCGGCGAGGACGACGAUGAUAUCGAGCUAAACUGGCUGAUAGAUCGCCACAUCAAGGCCGGGUACAUGAUCGUGGACGAAAUGCACGAGGAGCAUCCGGAACUGUUGAAAGAUCAAUAUUGGGACGAGGUGGUGCCCAAAGAUCUACCGUACACGGUGGCGAGCGAGCAGUAUCGAAGGGAGGAGCCAAAGGGUUCCGCGGAGCAUUACAAGGUGAAAGACAGCGAUGCACUGUACGCGAACGUGAUGCUGGGCACACAGAUUCACAAUCACGUUCAGCAUCGCAAGACCCACCAGGACGACAUGUACGCCGAUUACGAGAGCGUCGAUACACCGUUGGUCGAGCGAAGGAAAAAUUGGCUGCAAAGACAAAUCACCAGGAUGGGCUCCGUUCGCAGCUCCUCGACCACGUACAGCAGCGGCGGUGGUUUCUUCUCUAGAAAUCGUCACAACAGCGUUUACAGCAGCCCCGAAACCGGGGGUUUACCCCAGACCAACAAUCCAAAUCUCAAGAUGUCGUUGUACGAUCGGCUGGUAGGGAGGAAAAGCAUUCGAAGUCAAAGAAUGGGUCGACAAGGUACGAUGACGAAGCUGAACACGGUGCCGGUCUCGCUGAAGAACCGACCCCGCAUACCGACGCCGGACGUGACGAAGGAGGUGGUGGAUCGGGAGCAGAGAUUGGCGCUGUCGGCGACCAACGCGGCCAACAUCGGAGCGGGCGUGGUCGGGGUGAUACCGGCCAACGGUCAUUACCCGACCGAUCUGCCCGUGGUCCAGGUGGUGCUCUCCCCCAUACAAGAGGCGGAGGGGACCCCGGUCACGGGGAAGUCGGGUGCGGCGGCGCUGGCGCAGGCGGUGCUCUCCCCGACGUUGACGAGCGCCGGCCUCGUCGCCCCCGUCACCCUCACCCCGGUCACCAUGUCCCAACUGACGCAACUGGGCCUGGUCACCACCACGUCCGCGUCCAUGAUCAAGUCGACGAACCAAGCCAACGCGCCGUCCCACCAGGCCACCCUGACCGAGGUGAACAGCAGCGAGGAGGAGGGGUCGGGGAGCGGGAGCAGCAGGAGCGGCAGCAUCACCGGCCACGAGGAACGGUGCACGCCGUUGAUGAGCCAAGACAGAAGCACGCCCCUGAUCGGGGAGAGCGGGAGCCAGGCGGGCAGCAACGGCAGCUCGCCAACCUUCGACGGUUACAACGACCGCUCCCCCAUCCUGAUGAACCCGGAGAAGCUGAGCUACGUGGUGGCGACCGCGCAAGACGCGGCCAAGGUGGACCCGCGUGGCAGGCGAUCCGCCUCGUUGCCGGGCCCGCCCCUGGUCCAGUGCAGGGAGGACAGGAGCAUGUCGCUGCCGCAGUCGCCGGGCCUUCAGCCGAGGGAGAACCGGGCCGCCUCGGUUUCGAGCGGCCACGUCGAGCCGCCCAACGUGGUGGACGGCCUGGUGGCGCGCGCCCUCCUCCCGAGGGGGGCCGAGGCCAGGCCGAGGACCAACAGCAUCGGGCACGAUCCGUGCAGACCGUCGCCGGGCCAUCGGCAGGCGAUCGGGCAGGACGCCUCGAGGAAGAUCAGCAGCGUGUCGUGUACGAACGCGUCCCUCUCGGGUGGGUUGGCGACGAGCGCGGCGGCGACCACCGUGAUAUCGGCCACGCCCCCGGUUUCGAACAGUAAAAGGGGAGAGGUGUACGUGUGAUCCGCGAUCUACGAUUCUACGAACAGAUCGACGGAUUCGGACAAAUUCCGCGCCGUUCCGAAUCGAGCGCGGCUCCCUCGCGCUUCGCCCGAAAUCCGACUCCGUCCGCUCAUCGCUCGCCGCGUUUCCUCUCUCGCUCGGACAGAGUAGCGAAUAAUUUCCCUCUCUCUCUCUCUCUCUCUCAUGCUCGAUCGAGGUUCCGAGCGAUCCUCUCGCUCGCCUGUAAAUACGAUCUUAAUUUAUAAACGGUCUCGAUUCGUACCGCAAUAUAUAUAUAUAUAUAUUCACAUAUAUAUAUAUACAUAUAUAUAAUUAAUCUCGACCUUGACUCGUCCCGCCAUGCGUUCGCGCCGCGUUUAAUCGUUCCACGUCGAUCGUCCACAUCUUAUGUAUCUCGCGUCGCAUCGACGUCGUAACGGGAUCGAAUUCGUUCGUUUCCACGUUUAUUGUCACGCGGAAAUCGCGCGAGUAUUUCUCCCUUCUUUAUCGUAUUUAUGUAUGUGCAAUAACGAGCGGUAACGAGCGUAAUCUACGAAAAACCGCGUCGUUUCUCGAGUUUUUAGAUUAGAAGCUAUCACCGUACACGCGAUGCACGGGUGAAAAGAAUAGAUACGUUCGAGUACGUCGCGCACACACACACACACACACACGCCUCGCGAUAUGCAAAACACCGUGCAAACCAUCGUGAUGAUACGACGACGACGAUCGGCCAGCGUAUCGGCUUCAUCUUCCACUUUCCUGCGCGAGUACGAGCAGCGCGUAGCGAGAAAGUCUCUGAAAGUGGGAUCGCGAAGCUUGAGAAUGGCCGAUCCGUUUCGAGACGAAACCCGAGCCGUCGUCGUUUUUUUCUUUUCGCCACGGUUUUCGUCGAAUCGUCGAAUUCUUUUUGUGUUGUUCUUCUCUCUCUCUCUCUUUCUCUCUCUCUCUCUGUCUCUCUGUCUUCUGCACCGAAUUUAUAUUUACAUUCGACAACGCGAGUCGACCGAGUAUCGAAUUUGUCCGCGAUGAUCAGGCAGAGGAAACGCGUCGAGUUCGGCUCUAUUGCGAGCUGGAAAAUGACGAAUGCAUAUAUAUAUAUAUAUAUAUCGCGUGUGCACGAAUAUACCGCAAACGUUUGCCAUAUUUGCCAUACUCGGAGACACUUUGCGCGAGAUAAUUGCGAGCGAGCAAUGCCGAGAUCUCGAUUCUUCCAAGUGGCUCGAGUUGCGCAACGAUUUCCUCUUCUUACUUCGAUUCGCCACGAGAUCUUCACCAUUAUUAUUAUUAUUAUUAUUAUUAUUAUUAUUAUUAUUAUU